Molecule: messenger RNA, 3496 nt
Organism: Ooceraea biroi (clonal raider ant)
Lineage: Eukaryota; Metazoa; Arthropoda; Insecta; Hymenoptera; Formicidae
Product: testis-expressed protein 2
Cellular component (GO): endoplasmic reticulum
Molecular function (GO): lipid binding
Source: RefSeq, a predicted model, not a curated record
CUGUUGGCCAUAUCGAACCUGAAAGGGAUCGGGUGCCAUGGAACAUUAAGAAGAAGAAGAAGAGGGUCUCGGGGGAUGUCGGAUGUGUCGGGUGUCAUCAGAUCGCGACAAUUGCUGAUUGUUGUCGUUAAUUGUCGCGUGGAAUGGAACGGCGCUGUUCAAUGUAGCUCACGAGGCGAUCGUAAUUGUUCGACACGGCGUCGAGCGGCGUCGAGCCACUCCGGAAGGCGGAGGGCGGUGUUGUCGCUGUAAAUAAAUAACAGAUUCCCCUGGUCAGAUUAGCUGGAACACUUGAUCCAAUGUCGUCAUCGAUAAGCUUUUCAUACGGCCGUUGAGCUGUAACGGUUAACGAUGAGCAGCAAACACAGUCCCGGAAAAAUUAAGCUGGCGAUAAUAAAAGGCAAACCGAUCGCCACGUCCGUGCCGGUGAUUCACUAUCGAGCCAAUGACGACGAGCUGGAGGAACUGUAUCCGAGCUCCUCCGACGAGGAGAAACGCCUUACGCCGGAGUCUGACAAGCAGAAGGUACCGUCAAGCCCCUCCAAGGGCAGCGAUAAUGGCCAGGGAAUGGAGAAUGAGUCCGAGAGGCGUUCCGUUGAUUCCGGUAAUCUGUCCGAAGGCACGCCACCAUCGGAUCCAUGGAAAGUACUGUCUGAAAUCAAGGGAAAGAUCACGAAGACGUUCGAGGAGAAACUUUCCGAGAUCAAGAGCGACAAGAAGAAGAGGAAGAUCCACAAGGAUUCCAGCAUCAGCGAUCCGGAGGAUCUCGGAGACGUCACGCCUACCGACGAGAACGUCAACGACAAGCAAGAAAGGGAGCCGGGUUUCUCCGUUGUCCAUUGCAAGAGUAAUGCCGCAAGGUUUGUGGGCUUCUCGCAAGUGAGGACCGGUUUAAAGACCAAGAACUCCCAGGACGACAGCGUAGAGAGUGGCGUGGAGGCCGCCGAGUUCGCCGAAUCUGCUCCUGACUCCUCCUUCGAGCUGCAGGAUGAUUCUCGCGCCGAGGACGCGAAGACCGACGCCGCGUCUCCCCGUGAUCGCUUCGACCAGUCGGACGGGUCUGUCCGAGAAAAGAAGCAAGUGAAAUUUGGCACACUGCUUUCUUACAUGAAGGAUCACGUGUUCCGGCAACUAACGAGGCAGCUGGUUACAUUGCUGGCACUCGUAAUCGCUGUCUGCUCGCUGAUUCCGCUGCCUGCGCACUUGGUUGGUUUUUCCAUAGGCGUUUUCGUGACGGUGACAGCGUAUAAACUGGUGCAGAAGAUCAAGGAAAUCUUGACGACGCCGUUAGACAAAGAGCCAACGCACACAGUGGUGCCUGUGCUGGAGAUACCAGCAGCGGAGGAGCACGUGGUCCAAGAAAGAUACGAGGGAUGGUUGAACCAACUACCGUACACUUACGAUCCCCAAAACUACCAUGUAGCGCGCACAAAGUCAGUCUUUUUUAGCCUGGAAGGUGGAGUGCUGCGCGUUAUGGAGACAAGGAUGAAAGUACCAAAGAGAGCGGUGUGGGAUGAGCCUAAGCGAAAGUUUAAGUUCACCAGGAGACGCGUGUAUAAUCUCGCUGGUGCGAAGAUAGAAUUAUUGCCAGAGGGACUUAUUCGCAGAAGGAGAUGGAGCAAAAAAUAUCCGAUUUGCAUCACGAUGGAUCGGGGAGCGUUAAUAGAUAGCGGGACGCUGAGUGACUGGACGGACAUCCUCGAGAAAGAAUCUCUCGAGGAUGAGAAGAAAAUUGUCCAGGAGGGUCAGGAGGGCGAGGAGAGUACUUUGGCCGAUGAUACGAAAAGCGAGGACGAAGAUUCGAGAUUUGAACUCUUUAAGGAUAACGAGGAUGAGGAAUUGAAAAUCGACGAGGAUGACGACGAUGACGAUAUCUCGCAGUCCAAGUCUAUUAGGAGUAUUUAUGAGGAUUGCCGCGACGACGAAGAAAUUACCAAAUGCAAGCUUUAUGUGUUCGCGCGCGCUGAUCGAGAGAAGGAAGACUGGUAUCGGAGAUUGACGUCAGCGGCGUCGCUCUCGCGGAAACGACACUCGACUUCUUCCGUAAACGACUCUACGUCUUGCGCGAAUGCAACGACUUCUGUGCAGCCGGACACGGCAGAAGCGAAACUCGAGACGUCUCCCGAGAUUAACUACAACACCUACAUGAGCAAGUACCUGAACGUGGAUCCUGAGGGUUCUCCGAGAGAGUGUGAUGUCCUCUGGGUAAACAGCUUUCUAGGAAGACUGCUGUUCGACAUGCACAGCUCUCCGGACACAAUCAAUCUUAUUCAGGACAAAGUACAGCGGAAACUCUCCAAUAUCAAGCUCCCGUACUUUAUGGAGAGUCUCCUGGUAACGGAAGUAGUAAUUGGGCAGGAUGCUCCGGUUGUUGAUAAAAUUUCUAAACCAGUACUCGACGAACGGGGAUUUUGGCUUGAUUUAAACAUCACCUACAAGGGCUACGUGACAAUGACUGUCGAGACGAAGCUGAAUUUAAUGAAGCUAACGCGCACGACCAGCGUACCCGGUGACAUCGUUGACGAGAAGACUGUCCCUACCAGAUCGCCAAUAUUCGAUAGUGAUGUGGAGGACAGUCCGGAGACCUCCACAGAAGACGAAGACGUCGGGAAUGUCGCGUCGUGCAUCACGUCCAAAGACACCACACCAGUACAAUCCUCGGGCAAGAAGUUUCUCAAUAUGGUCGACAAGUUGACGGCUAACAAAUAUUUCCGUCACGCCACGGAGUUGUCCUACAUACGACGGGCGAUGCAGGGCGUUUCCAACACGGAGAUCCGCUUCAUGGUGAGCGUAUCCGGCAUCGAAGGUUGCUUAUCGGUGAACAUUCCUCCGCCGCCCUCCGAUCGGCUCUGGUAUGGCUUCAAACCGGUGCCGAAAAUCGCCGUAACUGUGCAGCCAGCCGUUGGCGAGAGGACCGUCAACAUUGUGUACGUGACCAAGUGGAUUGAGAAUAAGCUGCGCAGGGAGUUCGAAAAGCUAGUCGUUCUACCAAACAUGGAUGAUUUGGUCCUAUCGCUCUGCCCAAAUUAUCCCUUCGUUGCAACGUAAACGAAUCUUAUACCGGCCAAAGCAGUGUUCUGCUUCUAUACCUUUUUUUCUUACGUUUCACGUCAACGAUCGACAAUGCAAACAUCCUUAAUAGGUUGUUGCUUGAGAGAGAUGAAUUUCUCGCGUUGCUAAGACAAUUUAUUAAAAUUCUUUGACAGGAACCUACGAGAAAGCGAUAGAAUUUUUCUGAUUUCGCGAAUGAAAACCACGUAGCUAUUCUAGCUAUUUGUACACGAUUUUUAAUAUUAUUAUUACGUUAUUUGCCACAAGAAACAUUUUAUUAGGCUAUGCAAGAAAAAAAGAAUACUUGUGAUAUAUAAUAUUAUUUAUAUUAUCUUUGUAUUUAUAAAAAUCAAGAGAAAGAGGAGGUAGGAGAGAAAAAGUUCGCUAUGAGUGAGAUCCAUUUUUAUUAAAGUGUGGUAAAAAUAUAUAUAUAUAAUGAGCAAAA